Guillardia theta CCMP2712 is the source of this 3280-nucleotide messenger RNA. It is a transcript of the gene ANG2, whose product is annotated as Ang2 protein. The transcript is spliced from 6 exons. Lineage: Eukaryota; Cryptophyceae; Pyrenomonadales; Geminigeraceae. The record is from RefSeq and is a predicted model, not a curated record. Gene Ontology annotation, cellular component: membrane; EARP complex; GARP complex. Bases 94 to 2208 code for a protein of 704 amino acids. Gene Ontology annotation, biological process: lysosomal transport; retrograde transport, endosome to Golgi; Golgi organization.
GAGAGAGUGAGAGGUCUGCUGCUGCUGCUGCUGCUGCUGCUGCUGCUGCUGCUCGUCCUAGUCCUUGCUCCUCCUCCUCGUGAUACUCGCGCCAUGGAGAGCCAUCAUAAGUCGUCAGCUGCGGCUCUGCGCGUGAGGCAGCGCUUCAGCGGCUUCUACGACCUCCCAGUGCGGCAUGACGCGAGUGCUAGCGACAUCGACUCGAGCAACUUCGAUGCAGACGCCUACGUGUCCUCGUUGCUCAAGAGCAAGCCCCUGCCUGACCUCGUGGGGAGGAGCAACGAGCUGUCCUCCGAGAUCAAGGAGCUCGACAGUGACAUGCAGAUGCUUGUGUACGAGAACUACAACAAGUUCAUCAGCGCUACCGAGACGAUUCGCGCCAUGAAGGAGAAGGUGGACGGGAUGGACGGGGAAAUGGAGAGGCUGGCGUCCAAGGUGUCGGAAAUCACGGAGUCCUCCUUCAAGAUCAACUCAAACCUCGCGGAGAGGCGGGUGAGGAUCCAGAGGCUCAACGGCAUCCGCCGCCUCCUCAAGAAGCUCUCCUUCAUCUUCGAGCUCCCCACGAGGCUCAAGAGGGCGGUGGAGCUCGAUGCAGGAGCAGAGGCGGUCAAGUACUGGAGGACCGCCCUCCCCGUGCUGAGGGCGUACGGGCAUGUGCCCUCCUUCAAGGCAGUGGAAGCAGAGUCGACCGAGAUCCUCGUUCUGCUGCAAGAGCGCCUGCGAUCCAGGUUGUCGUCCAACGAGGCCCUCGUGCCAGAGCUGCAGGAGUGCGCUCUGCUGCUGCUCCAGCUGGGGGAGACGAAGAGGAGCGUCCAGAGCGACUUCUUGGAGGUAAUGAGGGUGCGGCUGAAGCAUAACGUGCGGCAUGCCGGGGAGAAAGUGCAGGUAGGAGAGCUCAAGGGAGUUCUGUCGAGAACCUUCCUCGAUCUUGUCAAGGACAUGCUGCUGAGCUACCAGAUGCUCUUCCUGGCUCCCCGCGACGGCGAGCAGGAUCUGCACUCCCCGGCAGCAGGGAAGGAGGACAAGAAGGAGAGGGAGGAUGGGAAGCAGGAGCCAGGAGACAAGGAGGCAGCGGAUGGAGCUAGCGAGGAAGGGAGGACGAUCGAGGAGCAAGAACAGGAGGAGAUGAAUAGGGAUCUGCUAGAGCUCUGCCAUCAGGUCUUGCAGUCUUACUUCGCAGCUGUGGAGGCUGCUGUUGCAAACCCGGACCUUGCGGAGGACGCUGCUGCCGUCCUCUCCCAACUCGAGCUCUGGUACGACGCGGUCAGAGGGGUAGAGGCUGUGCUGCCGGAGGGGAACGUGCUCCCACAGGCAGAGCGAGUGGUGCACAUUUGCGUGAAGAAGAGAGUCCAGCUGACCCUCGAGCACCUUGCUUCCUUCGUGCAGCAGCAGGUGCGAGCCAUCGCCAGGAGCGUCAUGCUGAAGCUCCGCCCGCUGAUCUUCGACGAGACGUACGAGGAGCUGGUGAGGCUUUUCGACACCAUCUGCGUCAGCUCCUUCCUCGAGGGUGACCCGCACGCCUCCUCCUCCUCCGAGCUCAGCCUGCGGCUCGCCUGCUUCUGGCGGCGGAUACUGGAGGACGGCUUUCCUGCCCUCUCCUCACACCUCGACCUCCGGGGAGCAGGGGGCCACGGGCACGAGGCUCAGGUCCUCUCCAACUCUCUCGCCUCCAUCAGGCGUACGCUGAGCAAGUGCCUUGAUGCUCUCCUCCGCCGCUACGUGCAGCUGCGAUCGCAUGCUCUGACCCAGGCGAUCGUGCGAUGCUCCAGCACACUGGAGGAGGAGGACAACGGACAGGGGAGGAGGGCACUGACCGACGCCUUCCUGCAGGAGGUGGAGAAGAUGGAGCGAGAGCUCGUCAUCAUCGUUGAGGAGGAGGAAGGGAUCAAGAUGAGCGCGGAGGAAGCCAAGGUCUACAGGUCCAGCAAGGCGACCAGCUCGCUGGAGGUGCUCGACCUGAGCUUCAAGCACUUGAGGAUCCACAAGGUCUCCCUCCUCCUCCCCGUCAUCGCGCAUGGUCUGCGGACGCUCGUCGAGACUCUGCGCGUCCUCACGUUCUCUCAUGCCGUCUCGUCGGAGCUCUACGAGGAGCAACGAAGGCUGCGGGAAGGCGUGGAGGCGACGCUGACGGAGCACAGUAGGAUAAUGUCGCCGAUGCUGGACGAGGUGACGUCGACGAUCACGAGCAGGACGGCAGACGCGCACUGAAGGGAGCGAGGGAGAAGAGGAGAAAGCAAAGAGGAGGGUGCGAAGUGAAAGUGCCAACUGAAGAAGGAAGGUUGGCAACGAGUGGGGCUGGAGAAGGAGGAAUGGAGGACGGAGAAGGGGACAGAGGACGGAGCAAGAGAGAAAUGGAGCACAGGAUGGGAGGUGGCUGCACAAGAGGAGGAAGUAUGGAAUACAUUUGUUGGUUUAAUGGAUGGUCUCGAAUAUAUUCCUGCUAGAAGUGUCCACCAGUUGCGAAUUGUUUGCGAAAAAUACAUGAUACGUGAUCAGAACUCAUUUCACCUCUACUUGCCCGCCAGACCGGCUCUUUGCUCAUCAACAUCCGCAAUCUUAUUCUGCAAAUCCUUCUUCUUUGACAUCAAUUCGUCCCUCACGUUGCCAUCCUCCGCCAUGUGCGCAUCCUGGUACAACUUGAGCUCGUCGUUGUACUCCUCCUUGAAUCUUCCCAAAAGGUAAUCAAUGACAUCCUUUGCACUGUACUCGUACUCCCCGUCCUUGUUCUGCUUCAUGUAGCGGCGGAUCUGGUUGAUGUCGUCCCCGGCAGUGAUGAGAAUCUCCUCAAUGUACCUCUCGCUCUCUCCUUCCUUCUUGAAGGGGCUGACCUGCGGCAGCCCAGCGUUGGCCAUAAGACUGUUGCAGAGGCAUUUCCUCCCCUCGGUCGCAGCGAGAUCUCCUCCCUUCUUCACCCACUCGUCCACAGGCUCCGACGCGCAUCGGUAUCCCACCUUGCCGUCAUCUCUCAUGUAGGGGGUGCGGAGGUAUCCCAAGUUGCAGACGCGAGGACGGGCGAGGUACUUGUCCUUGUCGGAGAGCGAGCCCUCGAGCUCCAAAACCUUGAAGGGGAAGCCGGUGGGGGAAGCGACGGGGUCGGUGAACACGCGGAGGUCUCCCUGGCUGACUCGCUGCAAGACGACCUGCUUGGGCUCGGGGGCAAGGCCACUCUCCUUGGUGAAGGCGAAGCUAGUUCCAACCUGGAUGCCAGCACCUCCGAGGGCGAGGACAUCAUUGAGCUUCUCGGGCCUGGCAUAGUAGCCAGCGAGCCAGAAGGGAAGGU